Messenger RNA from Malassezia sympodialis ATCC 42132, 681 nucleotides. RefSeq lists its product as uncharacterized. The transcript has 3 exons. The record is from RefSeq and is a predicted model, not a curated record. Gene Ontology annotation, biological process: regulation of transcription by RNA polymerase II. Gene Ontology annotation, molecular function: DNA binding; transcription coregulator activity. Gene Ontology annotation, cellular component: mediator complex. The coding region runs from base 1 to 681 and encodes 226 amino acids. NCBI's taxonomy places the organism in Eukaryota, Fungi, Basidiomycota, Malasseziomycetes, Malasseziales, Malasseziaceae.
AUGUCGUACGCUCCUCCUGGGACAUUUCCGAGCGCGGCUCAACAACAGCUAGCACAACUUGCGCAGCAGCAACAACAGCAACAGCAACAACAGCAACAGCAACAACAAAUGCAGGCACAGCAAGCAUAUCAAGUCCAGCAGUCUGGCUUAGCAUCCCUACCCAAGCCUCAACAAGACUUUCUUAAUAGUUUGACACCUCAACAAAUUCAAUCUCUGCUAGGUCAGGCCAGCGCUAAUUCAAGUCAGUCGGCCAUGAAAGUAUCCAACCAAUUCACGUCAGCCUCCCAGAUACCCCAGCUGACUCAAACACAAGCCAUGCCUACUAUGCAGCCCAUGCCAACACAGAAUAUGAACACGAUUCUUACCGACAUGAUCAACAAAGCUAAAGCUGGGCUUCUUACUCCUUUACAGCUCUCUCAGUCGUCAUCAGCGCCACCUAUGCAGGCCUCCCAACCUCUAUCUCCCAAUCCAGCCAUAUCUGCCAGUGGAUCAUCCCAAAAUGUCUACAAUACGCUGGCCCAGAAUAUUCAUGGGAUACAGAUGAAUCAGCCCAUGGCUAUGCCAGGACAGAACCCUAUCGCUCCCAUGACUCACAGUCCUAUGAGUACGAAUAUGGACACCAAUAAAGUCAACCAGUCCAACAAUGUAGCGCAAGGAGUACACGAGCGCAUCAAGAACUAA